Molecule: messenger RNA, 1199 nt
Organism: Cucurbita pepo subsp. pepo (vegetable marrow)
Lineage: Eukaryota; Viridiplantae; Streptophyta; Magnoliopsida; Cucurbitales; Cucurbitaceae
Product: transcription factor KUA1
Biological process (GO): response to ethylene; response to gibberellin
Molecular function (GO): DNA binding; zinc ion binding
Source: RefSeq, a predicted model, not a curated record
AUAUAAACCACACCAAUAUACACUUGUGUUUUGUGCUCUCUCUCUCUCUUACGCUCAAAUCUCUCUCUCUCUCUCUCUCUCUCUCUCUCUCUAGAUUUAGUUUUUUUUUUUUUUUUUUGUUGGGUUGUUGGGUUGUUGGGAUAUCAUCAUUGUGAAAAAUUUAGGGAGAGAGAUCAGAUUUGUGUGGGUAAAAAAAUGGGAAGAAAGUGCUCACAUUGUGGAAACAUAGGUCACAAUUCAAGAACUUGCACCAACUUCAUACCUUCAACGCCCAAUUUGGUUGGUAGCAAUGGUAUCAUUAGGCUCUUUGGUGUUCAUCUUGAUGCUUCUUCAUCAUCUUCUUCUUCUUCUUUUCCCAUUAAGAAGAGUUUCAGCACUGAUUGCUUACCUUCUUCCUCUCCUUCUCCUUCGUCUUCCUCUUCCUUCUCCUCCUCGACUCGAGUUCAUCUCGAUCAUAAUUCUCUCGAAGAAACUCGAUCUUCCAAUGGCUAUCUCUCCGACGGCCUUCUCACAAGAGAGCAAGAGAGGAAAAAAGGGGUUCCAUGGACAGAAGAGGAGCAUAGAAUAUUUCUAAUUGGACUCGAAAAGCUUGGGAGAGGAGAUUGGAGAGGGAUUUCAAGAAACUAUGUGACCUCAAGAACACCAACCCAAGUAGCAAGCCAUGCUCAAAAAUAUUUUCUUAGACAGUCCACUGCCAACAAGAAGAACAGGCGCUCAAGCCUCUUUGACACGGUUGGGGCAGCAAAUGAUUCAACAACAACAAAUUCUAAGAACAUUGAGGUGAGUUUGAAGAAUCCUACAAGAAGUUCUUGCAUGGAAGUGAUGAAGAACAAUGAAGAACAGCAAUUAUUGGGAGCUUCUUCUUCUUCUCCUUCUUCGGUUUGGGUUUAUGAUGAUCUUGAGCUGACUUUGGGAGCUCCAAGGGCUCCAAAUUUGGAAUUGGAACAACCCAAAAAGGCACCACCACCUGGUUCCCUACUUGUUGGCCCAAUUAGUGUUACCUAAUCAUUAUUAUUAUUAUUAUUAUUAGUUAAAACUUCCCCAAAUCAUCAUCAAAUUCAAUAUAUUUCCCCCUUGAUCUUUUUGCUUUGGAAGAAAUAAACAAGACAUGUUAUUGAUGAUGAUUAUAGUUUUUAAUUUGAUUGACUCUAUUAGUUAAUUAAUUAUGUUAUCUUAAAUCAAUGCAUUGGGUUCCCCAC